This is a messenger RNA of Paramuricea clavata, 1506 nucleotides long. The record is from the annotation of a GenBank genome assembly. Lineage: Eukaryota; Metazoa; Cnidaria; Anthozoa; Malacalcyonacea; Plexauridae.
CCAGGAAAGUUACUUCCUUCUGCACAUGCUGUCGAGCGAGAAUACAGGUUCGUCCUUAUUGUUGUUUUGUACAUUUAUACUUGGUUCAUUUUUAUCUCUAUUUUUGCGUUCAAUGCGGUACCAGGAUAGUGAUCUUGAAAUAGACUUAUUUAGUUGUAACAAUAUGCACUGAUACGUAUUGUAGAGUGAUGAAAGCGAUGCAUGAAAAUGGCGUUCCUGUUCCAAAACCAAUCGUUCUCUGUGAAGAUGAAAGGUAAGUCAUGAAAGUUUAUUUUUGCCAAGGCAAAAUCAUUGAAUAUACUGAGAAUGUUUGGUUAAACAGGAAUUGAGAACCAAACGUAUUUGAGAGAUGAGAUAGUUCAGUUACAAACCAAGACAACUAGGAUAUAGUUUCCACAUCUUUGUAGAUAUAUCUUACGUUAUUUAGUGUGAUUGGAACUUCGUUUUAUAUCAUGGAGUAUGUCAAGGGUCGAAUAUUUAAGGAUCCAUCUUUGCCUGGAAUGACCAAUGAAGUUAGAAAGGUAUAUUUUCAAACUUGUUUUUUGCAGACAUCUGAAAGAGCUAGAACGUCAGUCUACUUUUCUACCAACGAAUGCCUCAGUUUCUUAGUAAUGUGAGAUACUUUGAUAAUUUUUCAGGAAAUUUACCAAGAAAUGAACGAAGUUCUUGCUAAGAUCCAUCAAGUUGAUGUCAAGAAGGCAGGUUUAGAGGACUAUGGAAAACACGGUAAUUAAGGCAACCUCGCUCCUAUUGCCUCUUGUGAAGUAAAGACCCUGAGCUAGUCACGUGAUCUUCUAAAAUCUAGCAGAUUUCUACUGAACUACUUGUACCACCAACACCCCAAUAUUUCUUUGCUCAGGAAAUUACGUGAAACGACAAACAGAAACGUGGGCAAAGCAAUAUGAAGCGAGUAAAACUCACGAGAUUAAAACAAUGGAUGACUUAAUCACAUGGCUUCGUCACAAUGUCCCAGAAACUCCAAGAACAACCGUUGUUCAUGGCGACUUUAGGUCAGUGACAUCGAUUGAAAUUCAAUCAAACUAGCAUAAUUUAUUGUCGUGUAUGUGUAGUAGUCUUGUACGUGGAGGCAAAUAAAUACAAUACACCCUUUUGAUAAUUACGUCUUUGGCUGGGAGCCUCGCUCUCAUGAAUCGUGAGCCAAUCACCUUGCGUAAUUUACUAAUGAGAGCGAGGCUCCAAGACCAAAAAGUAUGUGUGACGUAAUUAUGGAAAAUGUGUAUGGAGAGAUGUAGUUAAUUUACUUGCUUUCGUACUCAACUUUCUGACGUGGACCUCCAGCAUCCCUUCGCUGAAACAAACCAAUUUUCAUUUGUUAAUUUCCGAUGCAGAAUAGACAACCUUGUCUAUGAUGAGAACGAGUCUAAAGUGCUCGCUGUUCUUGACUGGGAGUUGUCGACGUUAGGUGAUCCUGUCACUGAUCUGGCUUUAAACUGUCUGCCUUAUUAUCUCUCUCCAAAGUUUCCUAUUUUAAAAGGUAGGUUUUAG